UAAAAACAUUCGGAAUCAUAGCAGAUUUCACUGCGCGGGGUUUUCCUUCCCUCUUCCUCUUUCUCUUUCUCUUUCUCCUUCUCCCUUAACGCGAAACGUAGGAAAUCGAUUCAUCUUCAAGUUCAAGCGAUAGGUAUGGAUUUGGAGCCAUUGAUGACUGAAAUUCGGAGGCAUGUUGAAGUUGAGUGCAAGGAUAAGUUGGAGACGGCUCAUGGUGUUGAAAUUCACCCGGAAGCUCUGUUUCUAGCUUGUGUGAUUGCCCUAAGAUAUUCCAAUGUUUUAUUGGCUAAUGAUAAUGAAGAAGGGGGUUCUAAUAAUCAUGAGGUGCUUCUCCGAGAGAAGGCGGCAGAGCUGGUAGAGAAAGCCUGUGUGAGAUUGAGGCAUGACCUCGACACUGAUGCAGAGGAGGAUGCAUUGGGUAUGGAUGAAUACUACUUGUGUCGUGCGCUUGUUGAAUUGGAAGAAAUCAAUAAGGAGAAGGUCCACGGGAAAAAGUUUUGGGUUCCUCGUGUACAAAAGGAAUAUGAAGAUUUGAUGGAUAAGUGGGAUAGGUUUACGAGAAAGUCAAAGCCAAUAAUGAUGUCGAGGACACGGUCUACAAGGAGAGCUGAAGAGCUAUACAUGUUAGAACAACUGCGCCAUGGGCUAGUUUCUUCAUUACAGGAAGCUGAACCCAAUAACAAGACUAAAAUGAAACCCAUCUUUGGGGUUGCUCAAUCUCUUAGUUCUCUUAUUUCUGAGCUUCUACUAUCAACUCAUGAAAAUCUCAAGGAAAACCUGACUGUUACUCCACGUUUAGUGGCAGAGGUAGCAGGCCCCUUGACUGGGGUUCCAGCUUCAUGGCUCCUUCGAUGUUCAGAGCCUCCUUUGCAGGGCCUGGAAUCAAGAUUAGCUGAGAGGCUAAUUGGACAAGAUCAUGUUAGAUUUCUGAUUAGCAAUGCCUUGUUGAGGCAAAGAUCUGGGCCUCGACCUGUUGGCUCGUUUCUCUUCCUAUAUGGCUCUGGAAUGGGAAGGACAGAGCACGCAAAAGCUCUUGCAAAACAAAUUUUUGAUAAUAGUGACUUGCUCACAGAAUUUGACAUGUCAGAGUACAUGGAUUCUGAUUCCGUCUCACGACUGAUUGGUGUUCCCUCCAGUUACAAAGAAUGUGGCGUGGAAGGAAUGCUUACAGAAGCUGUGAGGAGGAGGCCAUACAGCGUCAUCUUGUUUGACAAUGUUGAUAUGGCUCAUCCUGCUGUUGUUGAUGUUCUGAUCGAAAUUUUAAGUCAUGGUAGAGUAUUAGUUGACCAAGGAAACUCUGUUGAUUUCACCAAAACAUUGAUUGUCUUGACAUCGAAUGCUAUAGAUGGUAACUUCCGAUUGUGGGGCUGCGACUGUAUAUGGAGGUCUCAAGAUUGCCCUGUGAAAGACAACUUGUAUAGUGAUCGAUGGGAACAGAAACAUCGAUGCAUCUAUCCUUCUCUUUUGAGAGAGGCAAGAAGAUAUUUCAAACCUGAGUUGUUUGAGAAACUGGAUGAUGUGAUUGUCUUUAAAUGCCUCUCCCCUGAACAGUCUAUGACUAUUGGUAGGCUCCAGCUGAGGGACAUAGCCAGCUCCAUCACAGAAAAAAAACUUAUCCUGUACCCAUCUGAAGCUGCAUUGCGUUGUAUGGUAAUGAAGGGGGCAUUAGGACUGCAUGGUGGAGAGGUCUUGAGGAUUUUGCUCGAGGAGAAUGUGGUCCCUUUGUUGUUUGAUAUGCUUACAAAGAAUGAAAUAGAUGAUAUGUCUGCGGUUUACAUAGAUGCCCUGGUGGGAACAAAGGAACUGUCUUAUAGAUUGGAGAAGCGUGGUUCUUACGUGGAAGACCUGUUCUUGAAGCACUUCAAAGAAUCUUUUAGGGAAUUGAGAAUCAUGUACCGCAAAGAGAAGGAACGAAUCAAUAUGAUCUACACUUUGAGACGAAACUUUUUUCAGUUGAUGAAUCUCCUGAAUGCAAAUGCCGUGGCAGAUUUCGGCUGUGUUGCUGAAGUAGUCCAAAAGUUGCUUAGUACAGUGGAUGAUCUCAUAAGGAAUACAGUCGAUGUCAAUUUGACACCCAGUCAGAAUAAACUGGCACCUUUAAACUAUUCCAAUGAGGAGACACAACCUACAGACACUGAAAGGUCUACCAAGAGGGCUAAGAAUCAAGUGCAGGGUCUUUGCAUGGUAUUGUGCAACAGAGUGGUGGGUCAAAAUCAGGAAGCAAUUGAUGUCGUAGCAGAGGCAAUGUUGAAAUCAAUUCUUGCACCACAUGAUCUGCCACAUCGACCCACUAUGUCACUCCUAUUUUUGGGUCUUACAAGGGUUGGUCAGGCUGAUUUUGUAAGAAGUGUAGCUGAGAAUUUUAUAUGUGAUGAUGGGACGGACCUACUUAUUCAAAUUGACUUGUCUAAAUACAGAGACCCAGACUCGCUUUUCCAGUUGAUCCAUGGGCCUCUAGAGCUUCCAUUUAGCCAUAGCCAACAUGGUGUUCCACUCCUAGAAAUUGUCCAGAUGAGGCCACACAGCAUUCUUCUAUUUUCACAAGUUGAGAUGGCACACAUUUCUGUCUUCAGUGCUUUACUUUCUGUUCUUGAUCAAGGUACAUUGAGUAAUGUUGAUGGACAUACGGUAGAUUUCAGACACACUGUGGUUAUUUUUGCCUCGAAUGUGGGUAACAGAAGGCUUCUUGCGCAUCUUGUUGGACAUGCUUCUCAAGAUGGUGCUUCUCAUGAAGUUAUACAGCAGGAGAAAAUAGGCUUUAGGUAUGAGUUGCUGAACGGGUUGAUGAGAUUGUACUUUUUAAUCCUUUUGCUCGUGAGCAACUGAGGAAAGUUGCUAGGUUGUCGAUGAGGGAUGGUUCUCCUUUGAAAGAGGGGCCACCUCUUGCACUAUCCACAGCAUUUUUGGAUUUGUUCAAUGCAGCUAGUGAUCCAAUUUAUGAACAAUUUCCAUCGGCCAUGGAAGAUACAGCCUCUUUUCUUGCAAAGGGAUUCGUCAAUAAUAGCAGCAGCAGCAGCAGUGCAGAGUGCUCGCUCAAGUUGUAGAAAUUACCAUCACUGACAAUACAUGUGGUAGCCAAAAACAACUUCUUAUGUACAUAUAAUGGUGGUGUUGAUGCACAGAAAUUAUAAGGUGCCUAAUAGUAAUUUUGUAGGGUAGUACGUAGGCUAGUUCUAACACAUUGCAACUGAAAUAUUUAAAAGCAAUAUAUAACUCAGUAUGGCAGUGUCUAACUUAAAUACAUGCUUCUAUUCUGUGCUUUUUGAUAUUUUAGAUCCAUUGACCGAAAAUCUUGGAAUUGCCGUGAUGUCUGGUUAUUAUGCAGACCUUUUAAACUU
Messenger RNA from Camellia sinensis, 3338 nucleotides. Its product is annotated as chaperone protein ClpB1. NCBI's taxonomy places the organism in Eukaryota, Viridiplantae, Streptophyta, Magnoliopsida, Ericales, Theaceae. The record is from RefSeq and is a predicted model, not a curated record. Gene Ontology annotation, cellular component: cytoplasm. Gene Ontology annotation, biological process: cellular response to heat. Gene Ontology annotation, molecular function: ATP hydrolysis activity; ATP binding.